GAAUUAAAAAUGCUCCUCAGAUUUUCUGUGAUCUUUCCAGAUGGACCAUGUGAUCUUUCCCAAUGGAACAUAACCCAAGCUGAAUCCAUGGAAAGGAGGAGAAAUGUAACAGAAUUCAUUCUGCUGGGCCUGACCCAGAACGCAGAACUGAGGAAAUUCUUAUUUGCUGUAAUUUUAAUCACCUACUUGAUCACACUGACAGGUAACCUGCUCAUCUCGGUCACCAUCUUCAUCAGCCCAGCCCUGGGUUCUCCCAUGUACUUUUUUCUGUCCCACUUGUCCAUUUUAGAUGCUUUCUACUCUUCUUCCAUAGCACCCAAAAUGAUCUUUGACUUGAUCUCUGACAAGAACACCAUAUCGUUCAAUGGCUGCAUGACUCAACUCUUUGCUGAACAUUUCUUUGGUGGAGUUGAGAUCAUCAUAUUACUUGUCAUGGCCUAUGACCGCUAUGUAGCCAUCUGUAAGCCCUUGCACUACAUGACCAUCAUGAACCGACCUGUCUGUACUUUCUUGCUGGGAAUGGCUGGGAUUUUAGGCUUUCUUCAUGGAGGGAUCCAGGUUUUGUUCAUGGUCCAGUUGCCAUUCUGUGGCCCCAAUGUCAUUGACCAUUUUAUGUGUGAUUUAAUACCUCUCCUGGAACUAGCCUGUACAGAUACUCACACUUUGGGGCCUCUGAUUGCUGCCAACAGUGGAUCACUAUGCUUCUUAAUUUUUUCUGUUCUGGUUGCUUCUUACGUUGUCAUCCUGCACUCUCUGAGGACCCAUAGCUCUGAAGGGCGUCGCAAAGCCCUGUCUACCUGUGCUUCUCAUGUCACUGUUGUCAUCUUUUUCUUUGUACCUUGUUUAUUCCUGUACCUGAGACCCAUGACCUCCUUCUCUGCUGACAAAGCUGUGACUGUGUUUUAUACCAUAGUAACUCCCAUGUUGAACCCUUUAAUCUACACCCUCAGAAAUGCAGAAGUGAAAAAUGUCAUGAAGAAACUCUGGGAGCAAAUAAUGAAAACUGAUGAUAAAUGA
Molecule: messenger RNA, 1017 nt
Organism: Zalophus californianus (California sea lion)
Lineage: Eukaryota; Metazoa; Chordata; Mammalia; Carnivora; Otariidae
Product: olfactory receptor 4C45-like
Exons: 1
Coding region: 10-1017 (335 amino acids)
Biological process (GO): G protein-coupled receptor signaling pathway
Cellular component (GO): membrane
Molecular function (GO): G protein-coupled receptor activity; olfactory receptor activity
Source: RefSeq, a predicted model, not a curated record